AUGAACGCACUUGAAGACUCUCUAUUUAUAAUUGAGAGAAUUAAAGAUACGUUUCAGAUGAAGCAGGGGAAACGGCAAGGCCCGACAACCAUGGCCAACUUGAAGACGGAGUUAGUCUCCACCUUGCAUAUGGCUACGAAACAUUGCGACAUUCUCCCACAUGGAGCCCCCACUCAAGGUAUAAACCCACCCAGCCCACUUAAUCCUUUGGCAGCGCUUGCAGCCUACAUCGAUGUGAAUUUCACCGCUGCUCUCCGAAUGCUACGGACAGCGGCAUCUGCUGCAGUCGAGGAGGCAAAAGCUGCAGUGUUCUUUGGCAGUAAAGGCAGGUUCAAAAUUUCCAGUUUCCUGCAUGGAAAGCUUCAAAAAUUAUGGCUUCAAGCCUAUAAGGGGUCCAUGCAGGUCCAUAUCCAACAAGCCGAGCAUACGUGCGUCAGCGGCUUACAGCAUCACAAUGAAGUGGCCAAGCGGAGCACAAGCAAAGCUGCAGGCAUAAUCGGCAAUAUGCCAAGCACGAUCCACCACAGCCAGGUGUUGUCAAGCAGGGAUAUAGACAAGGAAAGCCCUAAUCCAGUGUGCGAGCAAUCCGCGGAGCGGAUGGGCGCCACUUCCGGACACAAUAGGAAUCUAUCUAUUAUCCAGCAGUUGCCAGCCAGUUGGCGUCCUCUUCGGAGAGAUGACGGUACAUUCGUAGCACCUCCUGUGCAGCUCUUGGCUGCCUAUGCAAGCGACGGCUCAAAUCACGUGCCAUCGGUCUUUCGACACGGCUUUGGUCCGAAAGAACAGGAGCUUUCGGCAGCUGGAGGCAAAGCAGCACCUCAACAGGCCUUUGAAUGCGUCGUCGGUCUUUGCGUUCGUAGCUUAUUAGACCUUUACAUUCAGGCUGUCCGUUCACUCCAGCCUGAGCUAUUGCCUGAGGGAUCUGUAAUUCUUGUUGGAGCUGUAAACGUCCCGAUGAUGUUUAGGGUAAUGGAAGAGCAUCGUCUGAUCGUGCAGCCUCUGGACCUCGACCCUCACACUUUGAUGCCCACCCCUCAAAGUUUGAAGCAGGCAAUGAGGUGUUGGGGCUCUCAAGCUAAGGCGCUUGUUCAUUCUCACCUGUACGGCGGGCUAUGCGACUUGCAGCUUCUGGUGAACUUUAGCGCCGAGCACAGGCUUCUCCUCAUUGAGGACUGCGCGGAAUCCUUUGUGGGGGAGCUAUACCGAGGUCAUCCUUUGGCAGAUAUCAGUCUUUUCUCUUUCGGUCUAAUGAAAACAUGCACUGCAGCAGGUGGAGGCAUUGCUACAGUGCGUAGUCGGUUCGUCGCUGCCCGUAUGCGGUCCUUGCAAGCGUUGUACCCAUUUAGCAGCCGUUGGACAUUCUUUAAGAAGCUUUGCGUCACUCUCGGGGCCUGCGGAUUGCAGAAUGAAUUCAUAAUGAAGACUUUCCUGAGACUGUGCUAG
Eimeria necatrix is the source of this 1443-nucleotide messenger RNA. RefSeq lists its product as hypothetical. The coding region runs from base 1 to 1443 and encodes 480 amino acids. Lineage: Eukaryota; Apicomplexa; Conoidasida; Eucoccidiorida; Eimeriidae. The transcript has 3 exons. The record is from RefSeq and is a predicted model, not a curated record. Gene Ontology annotation, biological process: polysaccharide biosynthetic process. Gene Ontology annotation, molecular function: pyridoxal phosphate binding; transaminase activity.